This is a messenger RNA of Papilio polytes (common Mormon), 552 nucleotides long. RefSeq lists its product as uncharacterized. Bases 75 to 524 code for a protein of 149 amino acids. The record is from RefSeq and is a predicted model, not a curated record. Lineage: Eukaryota; Metazoa; Arthropoda; Insecta; Lepidoptera; Papilionidae. The transcript is spliced from 3 exons.
UGACUGAUUUAUAUUGUCUGAUCUUUUUAAUUUAAAUUUUUACUUUUUAAUAGUGUUUUAUUAAUAAAAAUGAGAUGACAACCGCACAUGCCACUCUAGUUGCUUUAUCAUUGUUAAUUAAUAAUAUAACAUAUUUAUACGACAAAUCUGUGAUCGAAGAUACUCUUUGUAAAACAAAAUUAGUUUUCAUACUCAGUAUUUGUCUGUUUUUGUACGAAAUACCGAUUCUGCCGAGAUAUUUCUGGAACAAAAACACACCAAUAUCCUUUCUAAUAGAGGUAGCAAUAUCUUUAGCAGUUCUAGAAUAUUCUCUGAUAUACAUAUGGAAGUUUCUAGAAGACUAUGUCCUGCUGUACUCUGAUGACAUUUUAGUACAGUUAGCUAACUUCCCCAGCUUGGAAUGGGUGUACUGUAACGUGUGCUGUGGCAAGAGUGACUGCUCUGUGACGUUCGCACAAUUGCUAUUGAAGUCGUUAAGUUUUAUGCUCAUGAUGGCUAUCUGUGUUAUUUCUUUUUCUAAAUAAAUCAUCCUAAUUACUCUAAUAUUCGUGA